UAGCAUCAAACCUCUUAUCAGUUAAACCCUCACGGUACGCCAGCUGUCUGCAAUUCUUCCCACUGUAUUCAUGGCAACUACGACAGAACCCACGGCUCUAAAGAGAGAGGAACAAGAGGACGAUGACAGCAAGCCAUCGGCUGAGGAUGAGGACACCGGUGCUCAGGUUGCUCCCAUCGUCAAACUCCAAGAGGUUGCCGUAACCACCGGCGAGGAAAAUGAAGAUGUUCUGCUUGAUUUGAAAUCAAAGUUGUAUAGAUUUGACAAGGAAGGCAACCAAUGGAAGGAGAGGGGAGUCGGAUCUGUGAAGCUUCUAAAGCACAAGGAGACCAACAAAGUUAGGCUUGUAAUGAGGCAGAACAAGACACUGAAGAUCUGUGCCAAUCAUCUAGUGUUGCCAACAAUGUCUGUGCAAGAGCAUCAAGGGAAUGAAAAGUCGUGUGUGUGGCAUGCCACUGAUUUUGCAGAUGGAGAACUAAAGGAGGAGCUUUUUUGUAUCCGGUUUUCUUCUGUUGACAAUUGCAAAACUUUCAAGGAUAAGAUUGAAGAAAUCACUGAAUCUCAAGCAAAGGAUGGAGAAGAGAGUGAAGAGGGAACCACCGCUGCUAGUCUAAUUGAACAAUUGAGCGUCAAUGGAAAACAAAAGGAGGAAGAUAACCCCGAUGCCAAAGGUAAAGAUCCACCUUCAUCCGCAGAAGAGAAAAAGGACGAAAACUAAUUACUAGUAAAACUUACUGCGGAGAAGGUUGCCUUUGGUAUUCUUUUGCCUACAUUUCUCGGGGGAGUUAUAAUGGUGAAUCUACCCAUUGUGAGGUAUAUUUUAUAAACAUUAUAGAAACAUGGAUUACGGUGUUUGCCUUGUGGGGUGUGGAUUACCUUAAGCUUUUAUGUUAUAUACAUGUGAAUGGAUUUGUACACAUUGUCUGUUCUGAACUAACACUUAGGUGCAUUGUGUUUGAUUUAAAAUCAUGAUUCAUGCA
Molecule: messenger RNA, 980 nt
Organism: Andrographis paniculata
Lineage: Eukaryota; Viridiplantae; Streptophyta; Magnoliopsida; Lamiales; Acanthaceae
Product: ran-binding protein 1 homolog c-like
Exons: 4
Coding region: 71-718 (215 amino acids)
Biological process (GO): nucleocytoplasmic transport
Cellular component (GO): nuclear pore; cytoplasm
Molecular function (GO): GTPase activator activity
Source: RefSeq, a predicted model, not a curated record